AUGGCGCAUCGAAGCGACCACAAGGGUGUGGUAGUGAUUGGGAUCGAUUUUGGCACCACAUUUACGGGCGUGGCGUUUGGUUAUGUCAGAGAGGGUGGCAGAGGUCCUAGUGAUGUAAAGCCUGAGGCAAUCACUUUAUGGCCAGCACCAGACCCGGAAGAUCCCCAUUCUGACUCACCUAAAGUGCCUUCGCGGAUAUCUUAUGGUCAAGAUGGAACUGUUGCCUGGGGACACCAGGCAGCUGACAGUGCAGAUUUAAUCACAUGGUUUAAGUUACUUUUACUUGACGAGGACAGUUUAGAACCACACCUUAGAAACACCGCACACAUCAUUCAAGCUCGCAACAGCGUGGAGAAGACUGGCAAGAGUGCGGUCGAAGUCAUUUCUGACUACCUAGGCAAGGUUUGGGACCAUGCCCUUGAGGCUGUUACCAGAAUCAACGGACAAGAUUUCAUGACCACUCGCGCUUUUCACCUGGUCAUAACCGUGCCUGCAAUUUGGCAGGAUAGCACAGUUGCACUAAUGGAAUCCGCAGUCGAAAAGGCAGGGAUUUUAAUGAAACACCAGGGACGCGAAAACACGACUUACACUAUUGUCUCGGAGCCAGAAGCUGCAGCUCUAGCUGUAAUCGAUGGUUACAACAAAUAUGACGUUCUUAAAACUGGGCAAACGUUGAUUAUUGUCGAUUUAGGCGGUGGUACAGCCGAUCUUAUCAGCUUCAAAGUUAAAUCAAUGAAGCCGAACCUAGUUCUCGAGGAGGUUGUGGAGGGAACGGGGGGGUUGUGUGGCGCCACUUUCCUCGACGCAGCUUUCUUAGGUUGCGUUGAAAAGAAACUAAAACGAAUGAAGCUAAAGAACCGAAAAUCGCCAUCCUGGUCACAAGUGAGUCGACGGGAACAGAAAAGUGUCUUGAAUACCGUGUGGGAGAAAGGUAUCAAGAGAAAAUAUUCCGACGGCAAGCGAAGCCCUCGAAUCGAGUUGAAUGAACACCAAGGUCAAAAGGUAGAAGUUUUGCUAGACAAAUUUGACAUGGACGCUAUUUUCAAUUCUGUGUACAACGAGAUUUCACGACUUGUUGAAGGACAAGUUCAAGCCAUCAUUAGCAAAACAAAAAAACAGCCCCAGUUUAUCAUUCUAGCUGGUGGCUUUGGAUGCUGCCAGUAUAUCCAUCAUCAGCUCUCUCAGAAAUACGAAGGCCGUAUUGAGAUACUCCUCGAGAACGGCGAAAAACCGUGGACGGCGGUUGCGCGAGGCGCAGUUAUUUCUGGAGUCGGGCAUGUGAUCAACCAAGACGCUGUUGAUUCCCACAUCUCGAGAUAUUCUUACGCUUGGUUGAAAAUGGAGGACUUCAAUCGUCGCAUUCAUAACAUCGAAGAUCAUGAUAUUCACGAGCUUACAGGUUGCCCCAUGGCCAAAGAACAAAUGGAAUGGAUCAUCCUCCGUGGCGAAAGCGUUAAAUCUCGUAAGCCUCGAACAUAUGAGUAUGACAAGUUCUUUGGUAUCGACGACGUCGGUUACGUCUCGUUUUCAGAGCCGAUCUACCGUUCGAAUCUCGCCAAACCGCCGAAACGGUUGGCAGAGAAUGAGCCGGAGCAUGAUCCAAAUAAGCCUUCUGACCCCACGGGUUUCCGGGAGCACGUCGUGAUUGACAUGAAGACCCCUGUGCCCGUAGAGGAACUGCCUCGACGAAGAGGAAUAAGAUACCCUCAUCGUGUGCUUGAGUACAAGGUUGAGGUGAAUAUACAAGGGUCAUCUUUGAUCAUAAAGGCCACAGCACACGGCAAAGAAAUUGGGAAAAAGGUGAUCUCGGGAUAUUCAAAGUAG
Molecule: messenger RNA, 1824 nt
Organism: Xylaria bambusicola
Lineage: Eukaryota; Fungi; Ascomycota; Sordariomycetes; Xylariales; Xylariaceae
Exons: 8
Coding region: 1-1824 (607 amino acids)
Molecular function (GO): ATP-dependent protein folding chaperone; ATP binding
Source: RefSeq, a predicted model, not a curated record